Messenger RNA from Choloepus didactylus (southern two-toed sloth), 5745 nucleotides. RefSeq names its product PDZ domain containing 7 (gene PDZD7). The record is from RefSeq and is a predicted model, not a curated record. The coding region runs from base 1830 to 4760 and encodes 976 amino acids. Gene Ontology annotation, cellular component: stereocilium tip; cilium; plasma membrane. NCBI's taxonomy places the organism in Eukaryota, Metazoa, Chordata, Mammalia, Pilosa, Megalonychidae. The transcript has 17 exons. Gene Ontology annotation, molecular function: protein binding. Gene Ontology annotation, biological process: auditory receptor cell stereocilium organization; sensory perception of sound.
UCGGGUCUGGCCCCGCGCCUAGCCGGAGUGAGAAGGAAGGAGCCGCGCGCGGGAGCUGCCUUCUUUGCUUGCAGCUUCCUGGCGAUCCUCCGGAGGACCCCCGACCCCCGCAGUAAGAGGUCUAGGGAGAAAGCUCGCAUCGCGCAGGGCGCAGGCUGGCGGCGUGGAGGGGCCGCCGCUGAUGGUGCGCCCGGAGGGCCUCGGGUUCCCGUCGGGUUUGUUAAUCCGAUGGCUGUCGGGCAGUGGCCUGCGCCGGCCUCGGCUCGCCGGCCUCCCGCCCCAGUACCCAAUAUCCUGCUGCAGCGCCUCGGCAUCCCUACUCUUCACAGCUCCGUUCCUGUCGUGUCCUUUCUUUGUCCUCAGCCCUUUCGUCCUCCGCAGCUCCCUCCAUUACCUCCAGCUCCACUGUGUCACCGACCUCCUUAUGCCCCCAACUAGCCUGCAGCACAGAGCUCAGCUACAGUCCUGAGAUGUGGAGGGCGAAGGCUCAAGCCGGCAUCCAAGCAGGUGGAUCAGGAUUCUCCCUCCUCCUGGUGUCCUGGGACCAGCUGUCCCUCCCUGCCAACUCUCCACGACUGGAUGGCCAGAAAGCCCCCUUUCGACACAGGAGGUUGUAUGUGAAGAAGGCAACACUCAACCGUGCACACAGUUACAAUUCACCCAGCUGCCAUGCAGAGCACGCUCGCCCCUCGCCCAGGCGCCAGCCCCCGCUCCCACCCGCCACAGCUCUCGCCCCACAGGUGACAUUGCCCCACUGAAGCGUCAGGAGUGGCAUCCCCAGGUGCCGCGGGAGCUGGCUUGGCCUGAAGAAGACGCAGUUCCGGGCUCCCCUGCGCUGAAUCUGGAGCGGAAGGCGGGGCGAGCGGAGACCCAAGCCGAAAGUUCGCGAGGCGGGGAAGGGCGUCGGAACUCGAAUUGGAGCGGGUGGAACCCAGCGACCUCAGUCGGGGCCAAGAGAGGUUGUCCAGGGCGCCCAAGGGAGGUGCGCGGAGGGAGUGACUGGCGGCCCCAUCAGCCAAUAGGAGCCCGGGGCCGCCCAGGCCAGCCCUAUUCCCGCAGCCUCGGCGGCGAGUGGGCGGGGUUCGCACUGCUGCGGUGUUAGCUGGCGCCUGCGGGCGGGCAACGCGGGCGGCCGCCCAGCAGGAGAGCAGAUGCUCCCCCCAAGUCUGGGAAACGUUCGGCAAAGUCUUUGGACCGUGGGACAGCAAACUGGGGCUGGAGGAUCUGUGGGGGCUGCGGAUGUCUGGGACCUUCAGGUGCAGCUGUCCCAGGUCCUGAAGGCCUGCUCCCGAAGCCCGAGACCCAAGGGCUGGUCCCCUAAUACCAUCUUCAGGAGGGGGCCUGCAGUGAACUGUCCUCGGCUCCUCGUAUCUCUCACACCGCUCGAAGCCCUAGGGCCCGCAGUUAGCCCAACUCCACUCUCUCAACUUUUUAAUGGUGACUGGAGACAGGAGGAGAUGACUCAGCUGAGGGUACGAACGAGGGGUGAACAAAGGGUUCCCACCUGCCCUAAUGUGUAAAUCCGCGUUGGAAGUUCCCUGGCUAGGGUGGGAGAGGUGGUGGGCUAAAGGCCUGGGAGGGCAGGCUGCUCAAAGCAGGAGGAGGAGUGGAAGUUCUGGAUGGUGGCAUUUACAUCCCCUCCCCCCAAACCCAGCUCUCUGCGCAGGCUUGGAGUGCACACUCCUGAGAGGCAGAGGAAGUGAGGGUCUCCGUGUAGUUGGGACUCCAGCCCCGCACAGAAGGCUUAUGGCUCCCGGAGCACGCGGGAACCGCCUCUGGAGGGCCAGCAGUUUCGCUGUGGACGUGUAGGGCGCCCCAGCCCAGCCGCCAUGGCGCACGGUUUCGCAGUGGGCUUUGACCCACUGGGAUUAGGAGACCUUAGCUCUGGCUCGCUGAGUUCCCUCUCUUCUCGAGGCCACCUGGGCAGCGACUCAGGCUGCGCAACGCGAUACCUGCUGAGGAAGCAGCAGCGGCUGCUGAAUGGGCCCUCCCGCGGAAUCCGAGCCUCAUCACCCAUGGGCCGUGUCAUCCUCAUCAACUCUCCCAUUGAAGCCAACAGUGAUGAGAGUGACAUCAUCCACGCAGUCCGGGUGGAGAAGAGUCCAGCAGGGAGGCUGGGCUUCAGCGUGCGUGGGGGCUCUGAGCAUGGCCUGGGCAUCUUUGUCAGCAAAGUAGAGGAGGGGAGCAGUGCAGAGCGGGCUGGCUUGUGCGUGGGGGACAAGAUCACGGAAGUGAAUGGGCUGAGCCUGGAGAGCACCACAAUGGGCAGUGCCGUGAAGGUGCUGACGGGCAGCAGCCGCCUGCACAUGAUGGUGCGGCGCAUGGGCCGGGUGCCGGGCAUCAAAUUCUCCAAGGAGAAGACCACAUGGGUGGACGUAGUGAAUCGGCGGCUGGUAGUGGAGAAGUGCAGCUCAACUCCGUCUGCCAGCAGCUUGGAGGAUGGCUUGCGGCGCAUUGUCCACCUGUACACAACCUCCGACGACUUCUGCCUGGGCUUCAACAUCCGUGGGGGCAAGGAGUUUGGUCUGGGCAUCUACGUGUCCAAAGUGGACCAUGGUGGGCUGGCCGAGGAGAAUGGCAUCAAGGUGGGCGACCAGGUCCUGGCGGCCAACGGUGUCAAGUUCGACGACAUCAGCCACAGCCAGGCCGUGGAGGUGCUGAAGGGCCAAACACACAUCAUGUUGACCGUCAAGGAGACUGGCCGGUACCCUGCCUACAAGGAGAUGGUUUCUGAGUACUGUUGGCUGGACCGAUUGAGCAAUGGGGUGCUGCAGCAGCUGUCCCCCGCCUCUGAGAGCAGCUCCAGCGUCUCCUCCUAUGCCUCCAGUGCCCCCUACAGCUCGACUGGAGGCGUGAGCUCUCUGCCCUCCGACCACAUGGACGUCUGUCUGGAGCCUGAGGACCCGGGCAGCUGUGGCCCAGGCUGGGGGCGGGCGGACACGGCCAUCCAGACGGAGCCUGAUGUAGGGGGCCGCGUGGAGACCUGGUGCAGCGUGCGGCCCACAGUCAUCCUCAGGGACACGGCCAUCCGCGCCAACGGUCCCCCGCCUGCCCGCCGCCUUGACUCUGCGCUCUCGGAGUCUCCCAAGACUGCUCUGCUGCUGGCGCUCAGCCGGCCCCGGCCGCCCAUUACGCGCUCCCAGAGCCACCUGACCCUGUGGGAGGAGAAGAAACAGCGGAAGAAGAAGUCAGGGUCCCCCGGGGAGAAGGGUGCCCUGCAGCGCUCCAAGACGCUGAUGAACCUCUUCUUCAAGGGAGGGCGGCAGGGGCGGCUGGCAGGGCAGGGGCCCCGAGAGGCCCGGACGCUGGGCGGCGGGAGCUCGGCCAAGCCCCGCCCUCACCUGGACGUGGAGAAAGCCGGGGGAGUGGGGCCCGUGCAGAAGUUUGUCACCUGGAGACUGAGACGCGACCUGGAGAGAGGCCGGGCCCUGCUCUCUGCAAGGUCCGGGAGUCCCUCCGGCCAGCUGCCCAAUAUGGAUGAGCGGGUGCAGGCCUGGGAGAGCCGACAGUCCCUUAUUCAGGACCUGGCCCGGCGGCUGCUGACGGACGACGAGGUGCUGGCAAUUACCCGCCACUGCUCCCGGUAUGUGCAUGAGGGUGGUGUGGAGGACCUGGUGAGGCCCCUUUUGGCCAUUCUGGACAGGCCAGAGAAGCUGCUGCUGCUGAGGGACAUCAGGAGUGUGGUGGCCCCUACAGACCUGGGCCGCUUCGACAGCAUGGUGAUGCCAGUGGAGCUGGAGGCUUUCGAGGCCCUCAAGGGCAGGGCAGCAUGGCCUCCCGCUCUGCGGCCAGCCCGGCAGGACACACCGCCCAAGCGUCACCUCAUCACCCCAGUGCCUGACAGCCGUGGAGGCUUCUACCUGAUGCCCGUGAACGGAUUCUCCAAGGAGGACGAUGACGAGGAGCUGAGGGAGCAGCUGGGGGCCCUCAAGGUCUCACUGGGUGCCUCUGCACCCCGCCCCCACCACAAGGGGCUACUCCCUCUCCAAGAUGUGCCAGUAGAUGCCUUCGCCCCCCGCCGCAGUGCCUGCACUCCCCCUCCCCAGCCACCCCCUGUGGCUCCCAGGCCCCCGCGGCCUAACUGGCUGCUGACAGAACCCCUCAGCUGCGAGGACCCUCAGCAGACCCGGGGCCAGGGCCCCACCCGGGGCCGCAGCCGCAGCCGCAGCCACAGCCGGGGUCCAGGCAAGUCCCUGGGUCGCAGGCGUUCCCCGUCCCCAGUGCCCAUCCCCACCCCCAGCAUGGCCAACGGGCGCUACCACAAGCCUCGGAAGGCCCGGCCCCCUUUGCCACGGCCUCUGGGUGGGCAGGCAGCUGAGACGGGAGACGGUCAAGGGCCCUCUGAGAAUGGAGCUGGCGGGGGUCCCGCUGAGGAGGCAGCCCCGAAGGCCCCCAGUGGCGAGCUGAGGACAGUCACCCUGUCCAAGGUGAAGCAGUCCUUGGGCAUCAGCAUUUCUGGGGGCAUUGAAUCCAAAGUGCAGCCGGUGGUGAAGGUAGAAAAGAUCUUCCCUGGGGGAGCUGCCUUCCUCAGUGGGGCCCUGCAGGCUGGCUUCGAGCUUGUGGCGGUAGAUGGAGAGAGCCUGGAGCAGGUGACCCACCAGCGAGCAGUAGACACCAUCCGCCGGGCCUAUCGCAACAAGGCUCGGGAGCCCAUGGAGCUUGUGGUCAGGGUCCCCGGGCCCGGCUCACCACCCUUACACCUUGACUCGUCAGCCCUCAUGGGUCAGCGCCUUCCUGCUGAGCGUUCCCUUGCCCACUGACCCCCGGGGUGCUCUUCCAGUCCCCUCCUUCUGCUUCCUAGAAUCUCCCAUUAAUGCCCAGACCCCUCCCACUAACGCAAAGGCCACACCUGCUGACCUCAGUGACCCUCCUACUGGAGGUCUUCCCAUUGAUGGCAGGCCUCUCCUGCGGACCCCGGCCCAGUCCCCUCUCCAACCCUCUGGACUCCUGAUGCUAACCUCAGACUCUUCCCACUUAUCCCAUGACCCUUCCCAUGGACCCCGAGACUCCUGUGAAUCCCGGACCUCUCCUGGAGCCUCCUCAGGACUCAGGAGCUUCCCACCCUGCUUACCCUCCCUCCUCCCAGAGCUCCACACUGGGGGCUCUGAGCGUCCCACUUCCCUCCCUCCCCAGCUACCACUAAGGCUCUGCCCUUUUCAGAUAAACUUGGUGUCCAAGGACAAGGUGCUACUGGGCAGCCUGUCUCCCACACUCAUUGUUCCCCCAACUUUCUAAGUCAGAAAGAGGGUCCAGAAACUCAAGGUCUGAGCCUGUGAUUAGGGGGCACUUUCUCAUGAUUCCCUUUUGAUUCUCCCAAGCACUGAGAGACAUGGACUCUUGGGGCCCUCAAGAGGUCGUUAUGUCUACCCUCCAGUCCCAAGCAGCCUUCUGUAUGAGGGGCAGAAUGGAAGGUUCUUUUAGUCCCUUAAACCCUGAGACCAUUUCAUGUUGUGGUCUACUAGUACCUCUAGCUUUCUACUCCCAUCACCCUCUCUCCUCCUAAGACAUCUAUGAGGGGUAGAGAAGUGGCCAGCAAAGAAAGAAGGGAAGAGGGUCAAACAAGUUCCUGCAAUAUUUAUCCAGCACACUCAGUUUUUAAAAAGAAAACAUUUUUAAAAAUUUUUCUUUGGGUUUGUACAAGAAAUUUACAGUGUGAAAAAUAUACAAGUGAAAAUGAGGCCAUAAACAGAUGUGGGGGGGUGGGCACUUGGUCACAAACACAAAUAAACAAGACAUUUCUGAGUU